AUGAUUAUCAAAGAGUUCCGCAUUUUGAUGCCGCUCGAGAUGGAUGAAUAUUAUCGUGGGCAGUUAUUUGCAGUAUCAGAGACGAGCAAAAAUGAGACUGGAGGAGGAGAUGGUGUUCUGGUAUUGGAAAAUGACGGUUUUACAAGUACGACGGUGCGUCCGGGUCAUUCUAUCACCGGUAUUUACACACACAAAAUCUAUCGUACUAAGUCAAAAUCGCCAUGGGCGUUACGUAAAAUAUUUCCUGACGCAGCAUUCGUGUUACACGAAGAAUGCUGGAAUGCAUUCCCAUAUUGUAAAACAGUUAUUAAGGCAUUGGAUUUGAGCCCGGCAUUAUUAAAGAAGCGCGAGGUAAUCAUUAUUGAUAUCUACGAUGAUAGCCUGUUGAAAAAAUCGGAUAUUACACCUGAAACAGAUGUACGUGAAUUUGAGUCUAAAAAGACUGGUCGUGGAAGAUUGCCGAAGGACUGGAUUGAGACAACCAAACCGGUGAUGUGUUGUUACAAAGUAGUACAAGUACAUUUUAAAAUGUUUGGAUUCCAAACAAUGGUAGAGCACGUUCUCCAGAGACAGUAUCCGCGAAUAUUUGCAAAAUUCAAUCGGGAGUUAUACUGCUGGACCGAUCGAUGGUACGAUAUGACGAUUGAGGAUAUCAAAAAGAUGGAGAGAGAAGCGACAGAGCAAUUAAAAAAACAAAUUGCCGAACCGGAAAAACGUGGCACCGUGUGUGAUGUUGAUGAUAAAGGGACAACUUAA
Messenger RNA from Brugia malayi, 756 nucleotides. Its product is annotated as Phosphatidylinositol transfer protein. Bases 1 to 756 code for a protein of 251 amino acids. Gene Ontology annotation, cellular component: cytoplasm. Lineage: Eukaryota; Metazoa; Nematoda; Chromadorea; Rhabditida; Onchocercidae. Gene Ontology annotation, biological process: phospholipid transport. Gene Ontology annotation, molecular function: phosphatidylinositol binding; phosphatidylcholine intramembrane carrier activity; phosphatidylcholine binding. The transcript is spliced from 7 exons. The record is from RefSeq and is a predicted model, not a curated record.